AUGAUGGGGCAAGAAAAACUUUCAUUCCAUGAGAGAAAGCAAAUAGAAAAACUAAAGCAGCUUUAUUCAAAGCAUGAUUUUUGGGAUACAUAGCCAGUCUUAACUACUGCUAAGUAAAGAGGACAAGAACUGAAAGAAGGUGAGAUUGUUCAUAAAUAGAUCAAAGAUAUAUCCAAUGAACCACUCCCUCUUCCAGCAGGCUUUGAAUGGUCAUCUAUAGAUCUUGCAGAUGAAAAACAGGCAACUGAAGUUUAUGAAUUACUAAGGGAAAAUUAUGUAGAGGAUAGUGAAAAUACAUUUAGAUUUGAUUACCCAAUUGACUUCAUAAGAUGGGCUUUAUUGGUACCUGGCUAUAAAGUAGAUUGGUUUGUGGGAGUUAGAGUUUCAAAGACUCAAAAACUAUUUGCAUUCAUCUCAGGGAUUCCAAUAAAAACCAGAGUAAAGGAUAAGACAGUAAAAAUGGCGGAAAUUAACUUUUUAUGCGUUCAUAAAAAGCUUAGAACAAAGAGAUUGGCUCCAGUAUUAAUCAAGGAAAUUACAAGAAGAGUAAAUUUAACCAAUGUUUGGCAGGCUUUAUACACAGCAGGAGUAGUCAUUCCGACUCCUAUCACUACUGCAACCUAUUGGCAUAGAUCUCUUAAUGUUAAAAAACUUAUUGAUGUAGGAUUUAAUUAACUUCCCUCAGGUAUGCCAAUGGCAAGAUACUAAAAAAUGCAAAAAGUUCCAAAAAUGAGUGAGGUUUAUCUUAUUGGAGAAGUCAGACCAUUGGUUUAAAAAGAUAUUGCAUAGGUUUACAAGUUACUAGUAACCUACCUUGAGAAAUAUUAAUUAAAGCUAAGGUUUAGCGAACAAGAAGUAUCUCACAUGCUAUUACCAAGAGAUGGAGUUAUCUAUUCUUAUGUCGUAGAAAAUCCUGAGAAAAAGUAGAUUACAGAUUUUGUUUCAUUCUAUCGCUUACCAUCAUCUGUACUAAAAAAGGUUGGCCAUAAUCAUGAUCACAUAAAUGUUGCGUACUCUUACUACAAUGUAAAUACUGAUAAUAGUCUAUUAGAGUUGAUGAGAUUCGCAAUUGUUAAGGCAAAAGAAGUUGGAUUUGAUGUAUUCAAUGCACUUGAUAUCUAGGACAAUCAUGAAUUCCUUACAGAAUUAAAGUUUUCCCAGGGAGAUGGAUAUCUUCACUACUAUCUUUACAAUUGGCACUUAUCUCAAGACUUAGGUUCUAGUGAUGUAGGUAUCGUUUUAGUCUGA
Stylonychia lemnae is the source of this 1248-nucleotide messenger RNA. Lineage: Eukaryota; Ciliophora; Spirotrichea; Sporadotrichida; Oxytrichidae. The record is from the annotation of a GenBank genome assembly.